UAUAUGACUUUGUUGGCGGAGAAACCAGCGCUCUAUAAAAACAGUAUCGCAACGUGCUGCAGUUGUACCACUAUAGCCAGCAAAGACGUCUCGCGCCAUCUGUAGGCACCAGUCAAUGUUAGGUCAACCACUGUCCGUCCCUCAAUAACACUCGUUAUCAUCGGCAACUCGGGAGCUACUAGGUAUUUCCAAUUGUGUCCGGAACACCUCUUUAGAUAUUGUUCUCUUAACUUACAUGCUAUUUUUCACAAAACACUAAACCGACAUAAUGCAGUGCUUCUCUUGAACUCCAGAAGUGGACACAUAUCUCCGAUAGAAACGUCCCCUGACAGUCUAUAUGCUGAUGUGCUGGAUGAUAAUAUUGUGCUAUACCAAAUUUCAGAAAUAUAAAAAUCGGAUUGCUAAGCUGUUACCUUGCCCUCUGCUAAUUUGUGUAAAAUGAGUAGCACAUGGUACCCAAUUAAAAUGGAUGUAUUACCCAAUACGGACACCACAAAUAGUGAUUCUCAGGUGUUUUCUAUGAGCCCCGAGGACCUUAUGGCACGUGGAAUUUGGAUGGCGUGGUAUGACUGUAAUAAUACAGUCUUAUCACAACCCUACCCUAGCGACGGUGGUCUGUACUGUAAUGCUACAUUUGAUGGCUGGGAUUGUUGGAACUUUACAUCUGUAAGAACCAGGGUCUAUCGUGAUUGUCCUUCCUUCCUCCGGCAUAAGUAUGGCAGUCCUACAGGCCAAGCGUUCAAGGAUUGUCGUGAAGACGGGACGUGGCUCACACAUCCUGACACUGGGCGGACAUGGACAAACUAUACAUUGUGUGCCAGCAAUAAAGAGACUCUACAGAAAGUCAUUAGUACAUACUACAGUGGCUACGCCCUCUCCGUCAUCCUCUCCACGGCUGCUCUCCUUAUCUUCUCCUAUUUCCGACAACUCCAUUGUAGCCGGGUGACUUUGCACAAAAAUCUGUUCAUCACAUACAUUCUGUCCGGGGUUGCCUGGAUGCUCAUGUUUGCCCUGAUGGACAAUCCUGUCUUUGUCAAAGAAAAUAAGCCAUGGUGUCAGGCGCUGCAUGUACUGACACAAUACCUGACGCUGUGUAACUAUUUCUGGAUGUUCUGCGAGGGUUUCUAUCUUCACACACUUAUCGCCGUCGCCUUUACCAAUGACAAGCGUCUCCUAAUCAUCUGCUACGUCAUAGGAUGGGUCGGUCCACUGAUACCUACUGCGGUGUAUGCAACAGUCCGAGGAUCUAAACCUGAACUGCGUCAUGGGUGCUGGUCAAGUACAACUAACGAAAACUGGAUUCUCACUGGACCUGUCUUGGUAUCCCUAGUGGUAAACUUCCUGUUUUUACUGAACAUUUUACGGAUUUUGCUGUCUAAAUUGCGAGCAGUGAAUUCCAACGAAGCCCAUCAAUCAAGACGUGCAGCACGUGCCACGCUUAUUCUUAUUCCACUGCUGGGUCUACAGUACUUUGUCAUCCCAUUUAAGCCGGAUACCGCUUCUAAAAUAUAUGACAUCACUUCUGCUGUGCUUACGUCGUAUCAGGGGGUGUUAGUGGCCCUAUUUUUCUGUUUCUUUAAUGGCGAAGUUGUCAAUGUUGUUCGGCGAAAGUGGAAAAUAAUGAGGGAGAGAUUAGGCAAUGUGGAUAUGAAGCGCAGCAAUACAUUUAACGUGAGUCUGCUAGAGACGACCUAUGUGCCAAGGACCAUGUCUGCGUCUGCUUCAUUUAACCGGAAAUCAGAAGAAGGAAUAUCAGCAAAGGACUGUCCUGGUCUGUGCAAGACUGAUGGUGACCUACCUUGCAUACCAGUGGAGCAAACCAAGCUUGACAACGGCGAUCAAUGAACAGUCAUUACCACCUAAGCUAAUCAAUUAUAGAAACUACUUCGGAACAUUUAUGCUGCUUAUUUAUAAAUAUCAUAUAGUAAAUGAUACUUCGCCUUGCUACUGUACUGUAACAAAAUCCUUUUAUGAAUAAUGAAUGUUAAUCAAUUGUAUCAAGGUCACAACAAACUACAUAUUUCGUAAAAAUGGCUGUCCAGUUCGAAUCGCGACAACCGGACAAAAGAGUUUUGAUGAUGACCUUUAAAUUCAAGAACAUAAAUAUUUCAAUUAAAAUAAUCCUAUGUUUAAUUUUUGGAUGGUAAAUGUGUUGCGUAACCAUAUCUUUGUCUUAAGAAUACUUUUUGGUCAUCAGCUAAUGAUGGACUAUUUUCAAACAAACCAUUAGACUUGUACAAGUUCUUGUGACUGAAGACAAGGAUUAAAUUCACCGCCUUCUAAAAUCGUUUCAGUUCAAGUUGAUUGUUUCUCAAAAGCAACUAAAUUCAUCGCCUCAUUAAAUCGUUCGUAGUACAUGUUGAAUUUGUUUAAUCCUGAUAUGCCCACUUCUUUUAGAAGAUAAAAAAGUGUCUUCCUAUUUCACAAAAUAUUGUAGUAUUGUGUGGCGGAAUAUCAUCCAAAAUGGUAGUCAAUAUGUCCAUUCAUCAUUUGUGGAGGAAGAAGGCAGGAUUUGAUUUACACAUAUGUAUUUUUAACGGAUAAUUUAAAAACUGCAUAGGUAUAAUAAUGGCCACACGACCCGAGACAAGUUCGUUAACCGAAACGGUUUGCCGAAACAGUUUUUGCGCAAUUAACAGUCAUUUUA
Pecten maximus is the source of this 2647-nucleotide messenger RNA. Its product is annotated as calcitonin gene-related peptide type 1 receptor-like. The coding region runs from base 439 to 1845 and encodes 468 amino acids. The record is from RefSeq and is a predicted model, not a curated record. Gene Ontology annotation, cellular component: plasma membrane. Gene Ontology annotation, molecular function: G protein-coupled peptide receptor activity. The transcript has 12 exons. Gene Ontology annotation, biological process: adenylate cyclase-modulating G protein-coupled receptor signaling pathway; cell surface receptor signaling pathway. Lineage: Eukaryota; Metazoa; Mollusca; Bivalvia; Pectinida; Pectinidae.